Lates calcarifer (barramundi perch) is the source of this 2704-nucleotide messenger RNA. RefSeq names its product zinc finger DHHC-type palmitoyltransferase 12b (gene zdhhc12b). The record is from RefSeq and is a predicted model, not a curated record. Gene Ontology annotation, molecular function: protein-cysteine S-palmitoyltransferase activity. Gene Ontology annotation, cellular component: endoplasmic reticulum; Golgi apparatus. Gene Ontology annotation, biological process: peptidyl-L-cysteine S-palmitoylation; protein targeting to membrane. Bases 403 to 1215 code for a protein of 270 amino acids. Lineage: Eukaryota; Metazoa; Chordata; Actinopteri; Centropomidae. The transcript has 5 exons.
CACAGCUGAAACUGGAAAGAGAUGACAACAAAAAACAAAUCAAUUAAGCAGAGCGGACGGUUUGUAUUGCGGUGCGAACGUAGAAUCUUAGUCUACAGGAAUCGGAUCCUAUACUAGACUUAAAAAAGAUAUUAUGUGUUUUGAUAUUGAAUUCGAUCUUUGGUUUAGUCUCGCGAAACAAACAACGUGAACGCUGCAGUUUCGCGCAGACGGUCAAAAUAUAAUCGUUAAUUCUCUGACGACAUUAGCGUUAGCUAGAGAGAUAGUUGACAUUACUGGUUUAUUCUCUAAGGCUCGAUGGUAUUUAGUCAUUAGCUUGUAGCUAACUCGACACUCAGUAUCCUGUCACCGACAGUCUGAACGUCCAGGUCCAGGCGAUGGAUUUUCUGGCAUGUUAGGACCAUGUUCAAAAAUGUUUUUGGUUCAGGGUUUCUGGUAAGAACAGCUCAUGUGAUUUUGACAUGGGUUAUAACGUUAAUACUCUUCCUACAUGAUACAGAGCUGCGGAAGCAGGAGGAGACAGGCCAGCUCCUCCAGCCUGUGCUCUUCGUCCUGCUGGUGCUGGUGUCGGUGCUGCUAUACUUCGCUGUGUCUCUGAUGGACCCAGGCUUCAUCUUGUCUGAUGACAGCGAUUUGCAGUUCAUGCUGGGAGUGACUGAGGAGCAGCAGGACAUGAUCCCACCCACCACCAAAUCCCUACGACAGCGCCGCUGUGGCCACUGUUUGUUGCAGCAGCCAAUGAGAUCAAAGCACUGCCAGACGUGUCAGCACUGUGUCCGACGUUAUGACCAUCACUGCCCCUGGAUUGAGAACUGUGUUGGUGAGAGGAACCACCGCUGGUUUGUGCUGUACCUAGCAGUCCAGCUGCUGGUGCUGCUGUGGGGGCUGCACAUAGCCUGGACGGGUUUCAGUUACGCGCCCACCUGGCAGCUGUGGCUGCGUACCAAUGGCAUGCUGCUAGCUGUGGCUGUGCUGGUGGCCCUGCUGUCACUGAUCGUGUUGCUUCUGCUUGGCUCCCACCUUUACCUGGUUUCCCUCAACAUUACUACCUGGGAAUUCAUGUCGCGCCACCGCAUCUCCUACCUCAAACACUGCGGUGCCGAUGAAAACCCAUUUGACCGCGGCAGCCUCCACAACCUUUGGGGUUUCUUCUGCGUGUGGGGCACAGUGGUGUGGGAGCAGGUGUACUUCAGGGAGGGCAGCGACCAAGUAUAGGAACACAUGACAAGCUGACUGAAAAGACUUGAUUUCACUCAUGAAAAACCUCUUGGGGACCACGUACAUAACUACAAUGAUAGGGAUAAACUAUCCUUGUUACCUUUGUUGUUUACCUUUACAUAGGCACUUGUGUUGUUGUGCCAUAACUUUGCAACAUUUCCCUUCUUCUUGAACAUCUCCCAGUGACUCAGUACUGCAGUGGAUUGCUUGCUUGUGUCGUCUUGCUGUGCUGUUUCAUUCCACAUGACUCUACAUUUCCAGUUUAUUUCCUCUUCUCCCCAAGUCAUGGCUGCAACAGAUUAAAAAUAGUCUUGUGUUUUCCCAGGAAUGAGAUGACUGCUCCUAGUGAAAACCUCUAUGUACAAUGGGUUAUUAGAACUGCUGCCAUCUCUCCUUAUUUCAUCAAGUUUACAACCGUUCACCUAUACUGUUUCCCUAAAACAGGCAGCUCCCCACAUGCAGGCACUUUACCAACCCAUUUUAAGGUUCUCAGUGAAGCUAGUCCUAAAGUCGUAUUGACUCCAUUUAUGUUUAUGCAUCCACAUCCCACUUGACCCUCACUCCUGCUUCUACUGAAUCAUUUAUGUGAGUGAGUAGUUACAAGAUCUCACCAUGACGGUUACAUGGUAAACCUGACUAAUGGACUGUUAAUACUAUUGUUUGCUCCUGAUACAUGUCAAAUUUGAGUAAGGAAUGUUUGUUUUGGGGCAUGGAGACUAUCCUGAUCUAUGGUUAGUAUGGUUUCUCUGUCCCGAUGAUCCUGAUGAACACAAGUUGGAGAAUUUUAAAAAAACAUUAGUCAUUUUUAGUAUAGAGUUUUUGUUCUUGUUUCAUGUGGUCAGUUGCUGUAAUUGCUAAGUCUUAUUUACUCUACACCGAGGCUUUACAGGGUCCACUUUCCUCAACAGCUUUCUCUUAGAAAUAGCUGUCAGAUCAAGUGAGAGAAACUAUUUUUUGCAAACCUCAGUCGAUUUGAAAUAUGAAGGUGUGAAAAACUUUACUGUAUUGUUUCUAGAAAUUAAUCCAACUAUGAAGUAUAGGAUGCUUUGACUUCUCAUGGCAUUUCAAACUAUUUUAUAUUGUAUAUGUAAUUUUUAAACUAUUUUAAACCAGAAAUGUCUUCAAUUUUUGUAUGAGUGUUUUACUAGAGUAACUGGAAGAGUACUGCAGAGCAGGAGCUGAGAGUGAGGAGAACUGUUUGAGUGCAAUACAUUUGUGGUAUUUCUGUUUGAGCUUUUUCUUGUGCAAUAGUAACCUUGUAACACAGCAAUAAAUGUGGUGUUGAAUUUAAUGUACAGCAGUAGUGUUGGACAAAAUGCAGAUUGGCUCUAAUUAGACUCAGUCGUUUUAAGUCAGAGCUCUGGUUUAUAUGAAUUAACAUUUAAUUCAUGUAAUGUACUUCUGAAUUAUAUGCAAUACUGUCAUGCAAUGUUUUUUACUACUUUGAAAAUACUGUAUACAUCAGUAAAUAAAUGUUUCACGAACA